UAAUGCUUAUAAUAAAAUUAAAACUCUAUACCUACAUAAUAAAAAAAAUAUUUAAAUAGUGCCAGUUGAAGCUAUCAUAUUGUCAUUAGCAAGUCUCAUCACCUUUCCAAGCGACGAAUAUCAAAAUAUCAGAUAAAAUGUAUUCGGUGCAAGUAUUGGUUGUGUUAUCAACGAUGGUUAUUAUUAACCAGGCAGCAACAUUGAAGUACGAGAAUCAAUCAUCAGUCACAGCUAGUUAUGAUACUGAUAAAAUGGCAUAUGAAAUAUUAAACAACAAGACAUAUAUUUCAAAUGGCAAUUAUUCUGAAACUACAAGUCCAUAUUAUUUUAAUGUAACAGAAUUUCUUGAAAAUGUCGAUUUUUCUGAAAUUAAUUCAACCGAUAUUUUUGAAUCUAUCAACAAUUCAAAUGAAACUGCUUUACCCGUUUUAAAAAGCAAUUUUCUUGGUUCAAUCUUUAGAGUAGCUGGAAAACAAGCGGCAAUAGAAGUUGUCAGUACUCUUGGAACAUAUUUUAACAAUUUGAUAAAUAAUAAAUAAUAAAUUUACUGAGGGUAUAUUUUUUUUCAUGGGUCUACUAAUGUGAAAAAUUAUUGUAUACUAUU
Molecule: messenger RNA, 604 nt
Organism: Acyrthosiphon pisum (pea aphid)
Lineage: Eukaryota; Metazoa; Arthropoda; Insecta; Hemiptera; Aphididae
Exons: 2
Coding region: 138-539 (133 amino acids)
Source: RefSeq, a predicted model, not a curated record